Molecule: messenger RNA, 5045 nt
Organism: Micropterus dolomieu (smallmouth bass)
Lineage: Eukaryota; Metazoa; Chordata; Actinopteri; Centrarchiformes; Centrarchidae
Product: protein FAM171A2
Exons: 8
Coding region: 125-2632 (835 amino acids)
Source: RefSeq, a predicted model, not a curated record
AGCAUCUCAGCACCCUUCAAAGCCCGACAUCCGAGCAAUGUCUGAGGAGUGAAAGGCUCUCAAACGGCAGGGAGGAAUAUGGAUUCGCGGCCGCCGAGCUGGGACUAGAGAUGUAGUUGCGAGGAUGCCGGCCAGCUACAUCUCUCGUUUGCUCCUCUUCGCCUCGAUCUGCGCGGUUUGGGAGGCGCUGGCAAAAUCUCUCCCAGAUCAGGGAGCAUUUGAGGUGCAGAUAAAAGUCCAGGUGUUUGACAACAGCGACCUGUCGCCGUUGGCGGGCGCUCAGGUGGAAGUCCAUGGCAACCAAACCAUCUUGGCGUCCAGCAGGGCCGGCAGCGAUGGCGUCCUGAGAGUCAGCUUCCUGUACCGCACAGGAACAUGGGUCAUCAUUACAGCCUCCAAACAAGACUACGUCACCAACUCUGUGCCCUGGCACUCCAGCCGCAUCCCCUUGUAUGCAUCAGUCAGCCUGUACCUCCUCGUGCAGAGGCCAGGAACACUUAUUCUGUACGAUGACGUCCUGCAGGUGCUGUCUGGGUCCCCAGGAGCUCGUAACCAGCCGCUGGUGCAGCUCCAGAGGAAGUCCCUUCAGCUGCCGUCCAACUCCAACUACACGGCGCUGUCUGCUGCGCUGACCACGGCCAAGACUCAGUAUGAAAUGGGAGGUUUCCCGUUUCUCCUGGGCCAAGAGACCAACAGCUCAGGUGCAGAAACAGGGUGGACAGACUUGACGGCUUUGGCAGUGGUCAGCAUUCAGCUCUUUGACAAAGAUGGCAGUGCGAUCCAGGUCUCAGAUCCGAUCCACAUCUCUGUGCCGCUGCCAUCCGACACCCGCAACAGGAUGGCCACUAGUGUACCUGCCUGGCUGUAUCAGCCUAAGACGGGGCUGUGGAUUAGGAACGGGACGGGCUACAUCAAAAAGGACGGCCAACAGUUCGUCUGGAACGUUGUGGUUCCUCAGAUGGGAUACUGGUUAGCUGCCUUCCCUUCGUCUUCAGGAUUGGGUCUAUCUCAUCCAGGCUUGAGGGACAUCACCACCUACCACACCCUGUUCCUGCUCUCCAUCCUGGGCUCGUUGGCCCUGCUGGUUCUCAUCCUGCUCUGUGUGCUGCUCUACUACUGCAGGUGUGGGGAGCGUAGGCGAAGGCGGAAGUGUUUAAAACCUCGCCGCCAGCAAGGGAAACCCCACUCGUCCAAUCUAAAUGGCGCAAAGAGAGACCAGGGUACAUCCACUUCACGCCUAAAUCUGAUCUGUGGAGGCCAUGUUGAGUCUGGCACCUCUAACGACAAAUCUGAGCUGUCCCCAUCUAGAGACUAUCAGAGUUCGAAGGAGGACUUAACCAAGCAUGUUCCAGCCCACAUGCUGCGACACGCAAAGGGAAAAAAUGCAUCAGGUCCCCAACGGGGUGAAAGCUUCCCCAUGAAGGUUACUCGUGCCACAGAGACCAACAACCUGGACAACCCUUUGCUGCAUGAAGACUACAACCGGAGCUACAGUCCGAUGGAGGGCAAAGAGUCUGAAUAUCACCGACACCACAACGCUAACGACAAUCGGGGAUACUCGUCUGAUCCCCCGUCCCCGCCUCGCUUCCAAGGCUAUGUGCCAAACCAGUCUGACAAACCACCUGAUUAUUCAGCAGCAGCUGCAGACAGCCUUGCCAGACCCACCUCCCUCAACACCCAACCAGGACAGAUCAUCUUCUGCAGCUCCAUUGACCAGAUGAAGGAGAACAUGUACCGUAGCAUGGUGCCAACCCUGGUCAUCCCAGCCCACUAUAUGCGCCUGCCCUCUGAGUUUUCUGGUAAAGAUGGCAAAGACCAGAAGGAGCAAGACAAAGAUGGCGCACAGAUGGCAGGAGGCCAGCAGCAUCAUCACCACCACUCCCAGAAACAAGGCCAACAGCAGCAAGGUGGAUCCCAAGGUGACGACUCUGAGGAGCCGAGCUGGGCGUCCGACUCCUCUGGUGGACCUGUGACCAUCCCUGUGCUCUUCAACGACUCCACCAUGGCUCAGAUGAAUGGGGAACUGCAGGCUCUGACUGAGAAGAAGCUACUGGAACUCGGUGUUAAACAGCACCCGAGGGCAUGGUUUAUCUCCCUGGAUGGACGCGCUAACGCUCAUGUGCGCCACUCCUACAUAGAUGCUGGGAAUGACCUCAGUGGCGGUGGUGUGGGUGGAUUCUUAGGUGGUCCCAGCAGCGCUUCCCGAGACAUCAACCUUGAACCACCUCUGGAGGCCCAAGAACGCAAGUCAGCAAUCAACCGGAAGGGAAAAGAUGAUCGUUGGGGGACGGGAGGACGGAAGGGCCACGGUGUUAGCAGCAGCGGCGGGAAGAGUUACUCCAAGCUGGCCUACCCUGACCACAGCGAGCCCAGCAGCAGCGAGGGGCGCCCGGUCUCACCCGAGGAGAACUCCCUCACCCCUCUUCUUGAUGAAGGCCCAUCCUCUCGAGGAUCCACCAUCCCCAGAAGAGGACGCAGUCGUGUGAACAGCGCCCGCAGCAGCAACAGCGAGAACCGCCGCGACUCCAUGACCAGCCCUGAGGAUGAUCCUGAUGACAAAGAGGAGAACAAAAAGAGCCCCUGGCAGAAGAUUGAAGACAGGCCUCUCAUGGUCUUCCACCCCAGGAAGUGAGCUUUUCGAACUUACUGGACACUGGACCUUGUAACAAUCUUUUCAAAGCAAACGUGAAGAAGAAGAGUGUUGUUUCCACAGAGAUAGAUCACAAUAAGCACAACCAUGCUUCACUGGUCCAUUUUUAAGGUUGUUGUUUGACCUUUGUGUUCCCGACGAGGUGCGUUUGCACUUUCUUAUAAGUCUCGUAGUCUCACUGUCAGUUAAUCUUACUGGUUUCCACUGAGAUGAUCCAUAGUAUUCUGAAACCUAUCCAGUUUAUUGUGAAUACGUCACCUUUCACAUCACUGAGGCAUCGUCUGAGACAUUGCGUACACUGACUGUGGAAAUAGCCAUUUUAUAGAGCAGAAUAUAAGAGUAAAGCACUUACUAAUAAUUUGAUAAUAGAUUGAUUGAUACUUACCAAGUAUUUGGAAGUGGAUGACAUUUUGUAUGUUAUUGAUGGGUAUUUAGGCGAAUUAGAUUUCCUUCCCUGGACUAAUGCGACACAAAGGCUCAUGUGAAUGCCGGGCCUGUGUUUCCUUGACUACCACCCUGCCCUAAACUGUAACUAGGAUAAGUUUUCUUUAAAGGAUACCACUUCCCAAAGCUUGAAUAUGGAGGGAACCUAUCUGUCAGUUGUACUGAUUUUUUUUCUUGAGCCCCCUGUGAACGGAUAAUGCAAUCUACAUCCAUUAUAACGACUUGUAUUUUGCUCCUUCAGGGAUUUACUUGAUUUCCUUUUCAUCCUGUACCGUGUUCAUGUGUUGAAAUUACUUAUUCAGAUAGUAACUGAUUUGUUGAGCAUCAUCUUCAAGUGUUUCUGUCAUCUUUUCAGUCAUUGAUUUAUUGCAGUGAUCUACAAUUCUGCCCAAAUUUUGCAUUUUUGCCUUUUGCCUGUUGUAGAGUUUUUUCAGCUUGACAGAGACCUCUUUGCAGUUUCUGUUGUGUAAAUAGAUCCCCGAACAUUUGAAAGACCAUUUGGUAUAGAAAGUUUGCAUGCAUAUGAAUGUAUGAAGUAAACAGAAGGCACCAAAAGCCCCCCACAGUUCACCGGGCUAAUGCGUAGACAACCCCUAAUUGCCAAGAAACAUGGGUAAGUCUAAAGAGACACGGUUGAGCAAAAACAUCACUUUACUUGAAGACUUUCCUGUUUAAUAUCAUACUGAGAUCUACAGGGGUUGUUUGUAGACAGGGCCUGGAACACUUUUCUCCUGUAAGUGCCUUCUUUCACAUAGGAUCGAGUGAUAGGCAUGCAGGUCCCUUUUAAAAAUGCAGUUCCUCGUCACCUAAACACAGCUGUCGAGGUCCGCAGGCACCAAUAAGCACACUGCAUUGUGGUAACAUCAACACACGUCACUCUGGGGAGCAUGCUUGCCAAAUCUGACAACUUCGCGUGCGGCUGAUAUGUCCUUGAAUAUUUUAAUUUCAUAUAUCUGUCCUCUUUUUCACCAAACUUGUAAAUGGUAUGAUGAACUAUAUGAGAUUUUAUCUGUAUACGAUGUGCAUGUAACACGUAGAAUAGGGUGUUUUUAAUGAAACCUUUUUUUGAAAGGAUGUUUGGCACAAAAUGUGAUGCAUUGACGCAUUGAAUUGUGUUGCCAAAUGAACUUGGUUAUAUGAAGAUACACUGACUUUUUUCCCUUAAUCCAGUUCUAACAAAAUUCACUUCCGGUCGUAAAUGUUUACAACAAUAACAUACUGACCAACACGCUCCCGCUGUUACUAGCAUCACUGCCCACGACGCAUCAGCAACUGUGAACUUAAUUAUGUCAUCUAGCAGAUUUGUAAAAGCUCACCAGUUUAGAAAACUUGAAGAGGUUAAUGUUUGAUUUUAUUUUUUUGCAGAGGUUGAUUAUGAAGUGAAAAUCUUGAAGACUUGUAUAAAAGUCAUGCUGACUUGUUGGUCCUUUUCACCAUUUGCUCGCUGUUCAUGCGCCUGUGUCAGUAGCCUACAGUACAAACUGAAAAUGUGAUGUAUAGUUCAAAGUCUGAAGAGUAACCCCGCCAUGAAACAAUUUCCUGCUGAACUGUUGUGUCCACUGCUGUAAAUGUACGUUUUUUGGGACCAGAUAUUGAAUUAUUAUAAAAUGUGCAAUUGUGGCUUUCCUUGCUUGUUUUUGUUUUACAAGAGAAAAUCUGUUUUCUUGGUAGAUUUUGUGAAUGUGUGUUUUGGACAGAGAUUGUUCAGUCACAGCCUGAUUCACACACAAGAACUGAAUCCCUGAGAGAACACAUUAAACCUGGUAAACCGCUUUGUUGGAUCUUUUUGAUAGUACGUACAAUUCAUAUGAGGUUCAGGAGGAUUGAACUGUAGGCCUCCAUCCUGUGCAGUAAAUCAUUUGCUUCAUAAACCUGGUCAGAUGUUUGUAAACUGUAAAUUGAUUCUUUCUGUACAUGAGACGAAAUAGAAAUAAAUUUGUUCUCACGGUCA